GAAUCGAAGGGCUUCACUUCAGCCUGGACACAAAGGCUAGCAGCGUACCGAGGCAGAAAUGCAGCCCGUGAUUUUUUACGCAACACGAAGUUGCCAUUGGAGCCAGUCAAUGUGACCGUCAUUGCAACGAUGCCUAAUGGUAAAGAUGGUGAGAAGGUAGUACCGGUGAUUCUUCCACAUCAGCUGGUGCAGUAUUUGGUGUCAGAAUGCCACCUGCCGAUCAGUAACUGUCGCAUUUGCCAGUAUUGGUCUCAUUUAGAGGCGGUGCAAGACGCUCUGGCUUUGAGCACUCGCGGCUUCAGGCAAGCCGCCGGCUUGCCGGUAGUCCCACUUGGGAUUUAUGGGGACGAGGCGCAGAUAGGCCUUCAGAACAACCCGGUGAACCAGGUGCUGGGCAUGAGCUUAAACUUUCCGCUCUGGAGGCCAAAAUCGACACGUCUAGCACGGUUCACGAUGUUUAGCGUGGAUUCGGAGGAGGUGGCUUCGUUUCCAAAAACAAUUUUUCCGAUCCUUCGGUGCAUCACAGAGUCCCUCAACAGUUUGAGUUCGACGGGAUUGCAUGGCCGCCGUUAUCUCCUCACAGAGAUUCGUGGGGAUCAAGUGUUUGUUAGGAAGCUCUUCAAUCACCGAUCUUGGUGGGUUGCCAAAAAGAUAUGCUUUAGGUGCAAGGCCUGCACCGAUAUCCCGGAAUUGGACUACACUAUGUGUUACACAGUUGCAGAUGAGACUUCUGACCAGGACGUCAGUUGGCCUUUUGAAACUUUGAACCAAAACAUCGGGCAUUUGAUCAAAGGCCCGCUGCUGGAGCUUUCUUUCUUCGAAGUCUCCAUGCUCAAGCAUUGCACGCUACAUGUGCUGAAUCUCGGGCUACUCGGGAUAUCCAAUGGAUCAGCUUUGGGAAUGCUUUUGCAAAUGGAAUACUUUGGAUCCGUUGCGACGGGCUACGAAGAUGCCGUUGAGACAGCGUUUCUGGCUUUCACGACCUGGAGGAAGCGUGAGAAGAUUCCCUGCUCUCAAAAGCGGUUCAAAGUCAACUCCUUGAUCAGACCAACCACGUAUGGUUUCUACCUGAACGCUAAAGGCUAUAACAGCCGUGUCGUGUGCCAGUGGCUUCUGCACACGUUCAUCUAG
This is a messenger RNA of Durusdinium trenchii, 1131 nucleotides long. NCBI's taxonomy places the organism in Eukaryota, Dinophyceae, Suessiales, Symbiodiniaceae. The record is from the annotation of a GenBank genome assembly.